Pecten maximus is the source of this 4786-nucleotide messenger RNA. RefSeq names its product zinc finger CCCH domain-containing protein 14-like. Gene Ontology annotation, cellular component: cytoplasm; nucleus. Gene Ontology annotation, biological process: regulation of mRNA stability. The record is from RefSeq and is a predicted model, not a curated record. The transcript is spliced from 16 exons. Gene Ontology annotation, molecular function: poly(A) binding; metal ion binding. NCBI's taxonomy places the organism in Eukaryota, Metazoa, Mollusca, Bivalvia, Pectinida, Pectinidae. Bases 89 to 2785 code for a protein of 898 amino acids.
UAUCCGGUUCUGAAACGAUGCCGAGUUUUGGAGAAGCCUCCAUGGAAAAGACUCAUAAAACUUAAUUUUGGGAUAAUAAGACGGUUCCAUGAUGGAUAUUGGAAAGGACAUUAGCAAGAAAAUCAGGUCAGCAAUAAAAGCUAAGCUGAUAGAACUUGGAGCAUAUGUUGAUGAUGAAUUGCCAGACUACAUUAUGGUCAUGGUGGCGAAUAAGAAAAGUCAGGCUCAAAUGACAGAAGAUCUAGGCCUUUUUCUCAGUGCAAACACAGAACAAUUCACAUCAUGGUUAAAUGGGCUUUUGAACAAACUCCAAACAUUGGGAACAGAUAAACAGAAAAGUCAAGAACUUGAGAAAUCAGAGACUGAAAGCAUGAGUCAGCAGCAUGUUGCAAAGAAAAAGAAAACUCCUGAAAAGACAGACAAAUCUAUCUCAGAAAAGACUAUGGUGAAGGAUAAAAACUUGCCAAAAGUGCAAAAAUCUAUUCCUGUCAAAACCAACAAGGUAGUCCAGGAAGCAAAAAAAGUCAAGGGAGAAGAAGAAUAUGUACCGUUACUUCUGGAUAAGUCAGAAAUUGAUGAAUUUAACGAGGAGUUUAAGCCAGAAGAGAGCAAGAGUAAUAAGAAGAGCUCAGAGACUCCUACAGCUGUCACUGGUCAGAUUAAGUCUCCAUCAUCCAAGGUCUCACCUACCUCCAAAACAAGUCCUUCUACAGCAGCCAGUGCUGAGGUUAAACCUACAGUAAAGUCUCCCGAGGACACAACAUACAUCCGGUCAGUUAUGGUCAAGCCUUCAGUGACUAAGAGGCUAGGGUCAGUACAUAGCCGUAUCGGCCAAGUGCCAAAAGCGAUGGCAGUACCAGUGAAAAGGUCUGGAACAGAACCACAGAGACAGGUAUCUCCAGUAAAGAGGAAACAGCCUAUGUCAGUGGUAGGGAAUGUCAAACGCAAGUUCACCGAGUUUGAGGAGGAGGAGGAGUAUGAUCCGUACAAUCCUGCUGUGGGCAGUGUAGCCAGUGUUAUAAGAGUAACAGACCGCAAGUCCAGUGUACCAGCCGGUCUACAGGCCAAUAAAUCUCUACUAGUCAAAGCAGUCAGUGCAGCAGAAAAAUCUGUAUCCUCUAAAAUGCAGCAAAUACUCAACGAAAGGAAAAUGUAUAGUGAGAAAGAGAGUGCUACUGUACAGCCUAUACAGAGGGGAAAUAGAUCCAGCAGUGUGCCAGGGGACACUCAUCCCCACACAGGGAAAAACUCUGGACUUGUCAAGUCUAGGUCCGGAACACAAAAGCCUGUGAACAGAGAGGUAGCUGGCCAGAUGGGCCAAGUGGUUGGGGGAGUCAAAAGUAGGGUUGGGGCACGGUUGGUACCGCACCAGAGUGAAGCCCAUAUGGAUAUGGUCAGCCCCAUGACAGUGACAUUGAGUAGUGGAAUGAAGCCUAAAGCCAAUCUACAGCUGAUGUCCCAGGUAACCAGAGAGAAAAGAAUGUUCAAGGAUCUGAGAUACACAAUUGCAAAUGACAUGGAGAAAGUCAAGAAAGAACCAGAGGUGGCACGAGUUCCCCCAGUAAUGGACAGUCGGCGUGUGCAGUGUGUUCCUAUACAGGACAAGGCCGGAGAAGAUAGCGAGGAAAAGGAAGAAACAUCAGUUAACUCGGAUGAGGAAAUAUAUUUGACGGAUACUAUAGGAAAGGGCGGCAUGGUUUCAGAGGAGGAAGUGGAGGAGUUGGAGAGUAAUUCAGAUGUGAGUGUAGAGGAGAAUAUAGAAGGAAGUGAUAACAUUACAGCUACUGAUGAUAUUCAGCAGGUCCCUGAAGAAGACAUUGACGAUCUUGACCUUGUAGUCGAGGAAGUGGCGUAUUCAGCAGAGCCUGUUGAGAGAAGCCAAUUGGAUAAACGAAGAUUUAUACAACAGAGAACCGAAGUGGAAUCAUCUAGCAAUACAAAAUUUAUAGUGACACUGGAUGGUGUAGACCAUGAUAAGUACGAGAUUGCAAUGGGCAAGUCUGACGAGGAUACUGAAAUGGUUAUACAAAACAUUGCACAACAGUCUAUAGACAUGGUACAGCAGGUGACACCCACUUUCUCAAGCUACUACAAACAAAAGCCAAUCACGCUCCCGAAGGUGAAUCUUGUGGAGAUGAAGAAGCCAGAUAAUAUUGUUCCAGCUAUAGGGCCAAUCUCUAUUAACCUCCGGGAUACAGAUGAUGAAGAAGAGAUGGAAGUUGAUGACGAUAGUCCUCUGAAGAAAGCGAAAAUGACUGAGAGGUGCAGAUUUUGGCCAGCGUGUGUAAACGGGAAUUCCUGCACUUACCAUCACCCUACUGUCCCUUGCAAAAUGUUUCCUCAGUGUAAAUUUGGUGACAGGUGUUUGUUUAUUCAUCCCAACUGUAAGUUUGAUGCGAAAUGUACACGUAAAGAUUGUCCUUAUACCCACGCAAGUAAACGAGGCACGGUAGCCACAACUGUUAUACAAAAAAUUGUGCCAGUAGCUAUCCCUGCACCAGGACCUGCUCCAAUCCGCCCAGCAUACAUGCCAUCUACACCUUCUUCAGUCACCUGUAAAUUCUAUCCAAACUGUAAAAACAUGUCCUGUCCAUUUCCUCAUCCUACACCAUGCAGGUUUGGCAUGUCCUGUAUGAAGAAGAGUCAGUGUGUUUUCUAUCAUCCUGCACUUCCCACCAAAGACAAACUUAAGUGGACCGCAAGUAAGACAUCGGACGACCGUAUAAGUGAAAGAAAAUUCGAGUCAUCAGCCGUAGACAAACACAUGUCCUCAAAGAUAACAUAGCCAUUGCCGUGGAGAUUUGUUUUAUUUUACAAUGGAAAGGAAGGAAUAUAUUGAAGAAUUUCAUGUUCAAACUCGUAUGGAGGCAGCUGUGGGUGGAAUUUCCAGGCAUUGCUUCAUCAUUUUGAACUGUAGACGGUGACUGUAUGUGGCUGUGUUCGUGUGGAGAACAAUAUGAUUGUGUAAUUACUACAGUAGUAUUUUGUCACAAAAGAUUGAGCACAAUUGUUGUGAUGCCCAUUCUACUAUUUUUUGUGAUGAAAAAGUAUCAUGUUUAGCUGAGCUUCGAACUUUUGAAGGCAUUUCGUUAUAUCUCGACUAAAUUGUUUUCUUCAGAUAAACUGUGAUACUGACAUAUGGAUAUUGGUCGUGCGGUAUAUAUUCCUGUAUUUUGUGAAAUAUCUUUUUAUCUUCCUUGUAAAAAAAGGUAACUCACCAUGACGACCAAAAGUAUCACAACCAUAGGGAUGUUUAUCAUGAGGAUAUAACCUCGAAUAAUCAUUACAUUGUGGAGUCUUUGUUUGCAGAAUAGCUCGUCACAUCAGCAUUGUAGGUUGCUUAAUGUUUUCCUCACUCUUUGAUAACUUCAUUAAAAUGGUACCAUGUAAAUGUACAGUUACCUGCUUUACAAAUACCCUAGUCCAGUUAUCGCAUAUGCUACUUUUGUUUUUCUACUGGUAGAACCAGAAAGCCUAUUUUUCUAUAGGAAUGGAUAUCACACAACGUUUAUCCAUAUAGAUCUAAUUUUCGAUUCAGCGACCAUGUUCUGGAUUGUAUUCACGAAAAAGAAUACCGGUUAAACAAAGUUAUAUAUAAGCUGUGUAUAAACAUUGUAACAUUUUUGUUUACCUGACUUGGCUUGUCAUGUCAAGAGUCGUUGAUGCGAAAGAUGGUUAGUGUUUUGUACUUUGCUGGUGUAUCCAUUUCAAUAUCUUUUUCUUCGCUCAUAUUUUGCUUAAAAGAUGCAAUUUGAGUUUGAUUACAUUGUGGUAUUUUAUUGUUUUACAAGUCUGGGAUGAAUUGUUUCAGAUGCAUGAUUCAUCAGGUCUGUUUUACUGUGACAAAUAUGAAUCGCUUUAUAUACCCGGAUCAAGAGUUAGGAGAUCCCAGGUAUGCUGGAUUCCAUAACAGUUUUCAGUGUGGUCAAUAUCUAUCUACCACACGGAAUCACAUAACUCAUGAUUAUGUCAUAAUUUGCAUUCAGGGCAAAAUCCGUUGAAAAUGUGUUUUGUGUUUGGAAAAGUCUUAAAUGUGAUUUCCAUAAUGUCAAUGCAUUUUAUGAUUUUUUUUUAAAGAAUAUACUGGUAAGUCUAAUAAUGUAUCAUUUUAUUUUAGCCCGCUGUCGGUUGAUGGUUGGCUAUUCAAAUUGCUUACGCCUGUCGUCCGUCCGUGAAUAAUCAUUGUUAUCGCUAUUUCUUUAAAAGUACUGGAGGGAUAUUCCCCAAACUUCACAUGCAGGUUCCUGGUUCCUAGUUGUGCCAAUUCAAGUCUGAUCGGUAAAACAAAAUGGGCGACAAGCAGCCAUCUGGGAUUUUGACAACUAAUAUUUGUUGUUGAUUCCUUUCUGAAAGUUCUUUUUUUUUUUAUCUUUAUUUGACUGCAUAUGUUGGUUCCAUCUGUUAUCAAAUAAUUUAGCGAUUUAGAGGAAAAGAGGAAAGUAGACAAAAGAUCGGAUGGACUGACAUAGAUCAUUCUAUGGUGUGAGCCAAUGUCCCUCUGGGAUUUCUUGUUAAGACAUUCGUUCAGUUAUUUAUGUAUGCGAGUUCAGUAUGCAAGAAUCGUGAGACUGAUUUAAUUCUGCAUUGAAAUACAAACUGUAAACUGUUUAAUAAGUUUUAAAAGGUAUUUCCCAUCGUUCUGUCAUCUCGUUGUGUCUGUAAUGUUGCAACAGUGAAUGUGAAAAGCUAUUGUAUUUUUUCGUCGAUACGGAGAUCACUUUAGUUUAUAUGUUUUAGGAAAAGACAGUUUAUACCUGAAAAAAAUAAGAAUAUGUGAUUUUAAAAG